Messenger RNA from Trichoderma citrinoviride, 2355 nucleotides. RefSeq lists its product as hypothetical. Gene Ontology annotation, biological process: intracellular transport. Bases 1 to 2355 code for a protein of 784 amino acids. NCBI's taxonomy places the organism in Eukaryota, Fungi, Ascomycota, Sordariomycetes, Hypocreales, Hypocreaceae. The transcript is spliced from 3 exons. The record is from RefSeq and is a predicted model, not a curated record.
AUGGUUACCUUCGCCCUGCCCGGCGAAUAUGACGCCGCGGAUGCUGGAAAUGGCACGCCCAAGACACGUCCUCCUCUGCCCUUUGCGAAGCGCACCUACGUCGCGACGCCCUUUGCCAAGCGCCUGGGAACCCCCACGACGGCCACGUCGCGCAAGCUGCUGAUCAAUCGCGAUGCAAACGUCCACCGCGAUGUCGCCUCGUCACGCACCAACCUGUUUGGCGCAACCGCCGUCGACAGCCCCCCCACGGCGAGCACCUUCUCGCCCACCCUGCCCAAGAGCACGAUGAAGAAGGUGUUUGCCCCCGGCGUGACUCCCGAGCCGAGCCGCGUCUAUCGCGAGACGACCGCCCGCCCGACACCGCGCGGCCUGGCCGCCAACGCCUCCGACAAGGAGCUGUUCAACAUGCGCAUCGCAUCGCCGCCCCCAGAGUUGACGGGCGAGGUCCUCGCCAGCAAGGUUCCAAAGGACUGGAAUUCUAAGGGAUCCAUCUAUGCCGACCAGUUUCUGGCCCACCUCUGCCCCCCCAACCUCGACGACGAGCAGCGUCGCCAGUUCUUCUGCAUCCUCGAUCUGCGCCGACUGAAAUACGCCGCCAACGAAAUCUUCUGCAAGAAGAGCUGGAAGCUCAACAUUAUGAACUUUGCCAAGGAGUUUGAAAAGAGCCGAAGCAUCAUCCUACUUCGAUAUGGACUCUACGAGUUCCAGAGUGUCAAGCCGUCCAAGGAAGUUCUCAAGAGAUGGCGACGGGAGCAUGGCUUGCCCGACCCUGAAGAGGAGGAGGAGGAGGCUGCCGAAGCGUUGAACGGCACCCCCACCAAGCGGGCCCCCUCCAUGAAGCGAAAGGCCGACGACAACCUGUCCAAGGAGACUGCUGAUGCCACUGAGAAUGUGGCCACGGCAGGCAAGCGAAGGGCUACCGUCAGUGAUGAAGUCGACGAGCCUACUGCCGCUACUCCGGCCCCAAGCAAAAACAACAAGAGAAGGACGUCCACCAACGAAGAGUCCCCAUCCAAGCUGCAGAAAGCGACGCCUUCCAACGCCAAAUCCCUCUUUGAAAAGAUCGCCAGCAAGCCGGCCGUUUCUCCCGCCCCCGUCAAGGCGGUCGAGAAGAACGGCGCCAAUGGCAAGCUUUCUCGCUCCGUCUUCAACAACAGCCUGAAGCCCCCGGCAAACGGCGUCAGCAAUGGCAACAACAUCUUUGGUUACCUGUCUGAUGCUAGUUCUGCCAAGAACAGCGGAAUUGAGGCUGAUGCCGAAAGCGAGUCUGAAUCUGAAAACGAAGACGUUGAGGAAAACGACGAGACGGAAGAGGGCCAAGAAGCUACUCAGAGCGACGAACCCAGCGGCGCCGACGAGGCUACGCUCCAAGCUGGAUCCAACCUCUCCACGCCCACGCCGGCCCCCAUUUUUGGCGCUGCUUCUUCAAAUACCCAAUCGGGUUCUGGAGACAACACUGGCAGCGGCGGCUUCAACUUCAACUUCGGAGCGGGAGGGGCCUCCGCCUCCGCAGGCGGGUUCAGCAACCCCUUCUCAUCCGGCACUACUGGUGGAAACUCGACUCAGGCAUCGGCACCGACUUUCUCGUUUGGAUCGUCGUCUUCCCAGCCCGCAAGCUCGGGAAGCACUGGAGGACUGUUCCAGUUUGGCGGCGGCAGCGGCAGCAGCAGUCAACCUUCGCAAACACCGGCACCCCUGUUUGGUGGCGCCUCGGCGUCGACCAGCAGCGGGCCGGCCUUUACUGCCUCGGCUCCUGCGAGCCAGCCGUCAUCGUCCAUGUUCACCUUUGGAUCUGGACCAAGCCAGCCUUCCGCCGGGUUCAACCUCGCACCACCAGCUGGUGGGUCGUCGACCACCGGGACAACCGGCGGGACCCCGGAACCAUCGGCCCAAGUGAAGUCCAGCACUGGCGCCGCUGAGAACAAUGACGAGGAAGGCGAGAAGCACGAGCAGAUCAGCCUGACGGAGGGUGCGGAGAAGGACGAGGACAUCUUACACGAGGUCCGCGCAAAGGUGCUCAAGUUUGUCCCCAUGGGGGAGACUUCGGAGGGCGAGGAGAAAAAGGCCAAGAAUCCCUGGGUCACCAAGGGCGUUGGCUCUCUGCGCUUGUUGAAGCACAAGGAAACCAGCGCCGUCCGCCUGCUUUUGCGAGCGGAGCCCAGGGGCAACGUGGCCAUGAACCGCAUUGUGCUGCCGGAUCUGUCGUACAAGGCGAACGAGAAGUAUGUGAAGAUGACGACGUCUAACGAAACGGGCGACGGGCUCGAGACUUGGAUGAUCCAGGUCAAGACAAAGGAACUGGCGAAGGAGUUGGGUGAUGCGUUGGAGAAGCACAAGGCGUUCAACAAGAAAUAA